AUGUCAGGUGGCAGUAAGGCUCCAACUGACCAAAUUAUUUGAUAUGAAGACACCAGACUUCCUAUAUAACAGAACACCACUUCAUAUUUUACCAUGCGCCAAAGAUGCUGAAAUCAACUCAUAAGCCCACUGCGGCGCCUCCAUUACCGGAAGGAUGGACAGAGCAUAAAGCUCCAACUGGGCAUUCAUACUACUACAACUCCGCGACCAAGCAGUCAACUUAUACACGACCCGUAGCUCCUCCUACCGUUGGCCCUGUCGCCCCGACGCCUGCGGCUCCACUAGAUCCAUCCCAGAGUUUCUUGCAAUACCAAGCUGUUGGAAGUCAAAUACCAAGUGCUGGACCGGCUUUCAACAACUUUCCCCCUCAAGGACAAUGUCAAGGUGGUGGACGAGGAGGUUUCCAAGGUCAGAAUCAGAGGGGAGGUCGAGGCGCAAACGACCGACCUAAACCGCAACCAAACGACAAACCGAAAUCAAGCUAUCCUAUUCCAGGUCAUGAGCCUUGGGUUCUGGUUCAUACGAAAUAUGGGCGACGGUUUGUGUUUAAUAAGGAGAAGAGCCAGAGUUACUGGCGCAUACCAGACAAGUUAAAAGAUGGCAUACUGGUACUGGACCAAUUAAGGAUAAAGGAGAAAGCGGAGGUUUUGGAAAGGGAGAAACAGAUUGCAGCUAGAGAAGCACCAGGAGCUGCGUCUCGACCUAUCAUCGCGCCCACAGAAGCAGGUCCUAUUGGCGGAGAAGCGGGAGACGACAGCUCCGAAUAUGAAGAAGUCGAAGUCACGGACGAUGAGGGGGAAGAAGGGGAAGAAGAUAAUCCAUCAAAGCGACAGCGAACGGAGGAAGAAGUUCCCGACGAGCCUGUAGAAUUCAACGAAGAUGAUAUUGCUUUCCAGCUUGCGGCAAUGGGCCAAGAGUAUGGACUGGAUCCUGGAGAGUACGAUGAUGGAAAUAUGGAUGAAUGGGAGGAAGGUGCAGAAGGGUUGGAAAUUACACCCGAGGAUUCAGCUGCGCUUUUCAAAGAUCUACUCAACGACUUUGGAAUUAACCCGUACAGUCCUUGGGAGAAGUUGAUUGAGGAAGGGAAAGUUUUCGACGAUAUUCGUUACACGGCUCUAACUACGAUGCGGGCAAGAAAAGAGACAUGGGAGGAGUGGUCACGGGAAAAAAUAAAGGUCCUCCAAGAGCUUCGUGCGAAAGAGGAGAAGAAGGAUGCUCGAAUACCAUACCUGGCAUUCCUUCAAAAGAAUGCAAAUCCAAAAUUAUAUUGGCCAGAGUUCAGGAGGAAAUAUAAAAAAGAAUCAGAAAUGCGAGAUGCGGGUCUGGCUGACAAGGAUCGAGAAAAGUUCUAUAGAGAUCAUAUCAAUCGUCUCAAACUCCCUCAGUCUACUUUAAAGACAGACCUAUUGACACUUUUGAAGGCACAGCCUUCAUCUGUACUGAACAACGCAACGUUAUCCUCACAUCUACCUCCAGCAGUAUUAGCUGACAUACGGUACAUAUCUAUGGACGUUUCAACCAGAGACUCGCUCAUCGAUACUUUCAUCUCUACGCUUCCACCUUCACCAGAUUCAAUACCCGAAGAAGAAACAGAAGAAGCAAUCAAAGAGAGAAAAGAUCGCGAGCGAAGACAAAAAGCCCUUGAGGACCGAGAGAAACACGUGGCCGAAGAAAAGCGACGACAGCAGCGAAACCUGGAAUUUGGAAAAGGACGUCUACGAGAAGAAGAAGCCGAAAUCGCAAGGGCAAUGAACGUUACCAAGAAAGGCCUGAAGGACCACUUGAUGGCAGAAAAUAGUGGCGACAAGCCAACUUGA
This is a messenger RNA of Hymenoscyphus albidus, 1817 nucleotides long. The record is from the annotation of a GenBank genome assembly. Lineage: Eukaryota; Fungi; Ascomycota; Leotiomycetes; Helotiales; Helotiaceae.